This is a messenger RNA of Colletotrichum gloeosporioides, 1119 nucleotides long. RefSeq lists its product as uncharacterized. The record is from RefSeq and is a predicted model, not a curated record. The transcript has 2 exons. Lineage: Eukaryota; Fungi; Ascomycota; Sordariomycetes; Glomerellales; Glomerellaceae. Bases 1 to 1119 code for a protein of 372 amino acids.
AUGUCGGCUCUUCGCCCCAACCACAGGGAAAAGGCUGCCCCUAAGGGUGGUGCCUUGAAUGGCCUCAUCGACCCGACCAAGACGGGGAAAUACCCCGUCAUCCUGAGCGACACGCUCCUCGGGCGCACUCAGAAAGACGUCUUUACCGCCGUACGAUAUAACCACAAGCCUGAUCUCCCCUCCGAGCCCGCGACAGCAAGGCUUAAACCCGAGACGCCCGGCUCCAAAUCCAACUUUGACCUCUCCUUUCCCGGUGCCGAUGGCGGAACGUACGCCUACGCUGGCACUCGCACAAUGGACGACAACCAAUAUAUUCUCUACUUCGAUCCGGCCCGCAAAGCCUUCAUCCUCGAUAAGGUCGAUUCCACCUUCCACAUGAACCUUACCCGUACGCCCUCAAACGACAACCCGGAGACCUUGCGCCAGCAGUUCGAGCAGCUCGACACGUCCAUCACCGCGACACCAGCCAAGCCCCAUGCCUCCUCCUCUGCCGCCCAAGAUAAGCCUCAGGCGAAGCCAAAGACCAAGGCCGCAGCUGCAGCAAAGCCAAAAGCACCCGCGAAACCCCGGCAGCAGAAGAAGAAAGAACCCGUUAGCAUUCAGCUCGCGCUCCCGACAAAUGACGCGCCUGCGCCCCCGCCGCCGAAACCCGCUGCUGUGCCGACGCCGAAGAAGGAGAAGCCCGCGCGCAAGGCCAUGGGAUCCGACGAGGAAGACGACGACGACGAUGAUGAUUUCGGUCUGACGAUAGAGUACCCCGACGAGAACAAGAACAAAAAGACAGACUUCUCGCCCGCGUUCCCGUCGCAGGGUAUCAAUAUUAGGCGUUUCUCUGACUUCCUGCGCGACUCAGAGGCGGACGAUGCGGAUGGCGAGUCGGACAAUGAUGAGGUGCCGUUCCCCGACUUUAACCUGCCCAGCCCCGUCAACAACCAGGUGCGGCAGCAGCAGCAGCAGCAUCAUGAGGAGGUCGAGGUCGAGCACGACCAGAUGGAGAUGGACUCGGAGCCGGAUUUUGAGGACGCACUUGAAGACGAUCUCGAAGCCGAGUUGGAGAAGGAGCUGGAGGCUGCGAACAGCGGCGACGCGGAGGAGAGCGAGGUCAGUGAGGAAGACUGA